This is a messenger RNA of Lagopus leucura (white-tailed ptarmigan), 830 nucleotides long. RefSeq names its product carbonic anhydrase 14-like. The record is from RefSeq and is a predicted model, not a curated record. The transcript is spliced from 7 exons. The coding region runs from base 4 to 627 and encodes 207 amino acids. Lineage: Eukaryota; Metazoa; Chordata; Aves; Galliformes; Phasianidae. Gene Ontology annotation, molecular function: zinc ion binding; carbonate dehydratase activity. Gene Ontology annotation, cellular component: plasma membrane.
CAGAUGCACGUGGUGCACUACGACGCGGAGCGCUACGCCAACGCCAGCGAGGCGCAGCAUCACACAGCCGGGCUGGCCGUGCUCGGCAUCCUGCUGGAGGUUGGCGAUGAACCCAACGCCGCCUACGCCAACAUCCUGAACCAUCUGGGCAGCAUCCGCUACGCCGGGCAGACAACGUCCAUCCCCUCCUUCAGCGUGCAGGAGCUGCUGCCCGAGCGCCUGGACCGCUACUACCGCUACAAUGGGUCCCUGACCACCCCACCGUGCUUGCAGAGCGUGCUCUGGACCGUUUUCCAGCAGCCCGUUUACAUCAGCGCGGCUCAGCUGGAGCAGCUGCAGGGCUCCCUGUAUGCCACAGCGGUUGAUGAGCCCUCAGCUGAGCGCCUGGAGGACAAUUUUCGGGACCCCCAGGACCUCAACCAGCGUCCAGUGCUGGCAUCCUUCACCAGCAGUCCCCAGGGGUAUUCAACAGGUGAAGUCAUCGCCAUCGUUUUCGGCACCGUCCUCGGCUGCCUCGGCCUCUUCCUCACUGUUCACUUUGUGAACAAACGGCUUCGGCAGCGCCCGGAGGACACAGGAGCAGGACGUCAUUUUCAAGGCCUCCUCCCGGCGCGCGGCUUCAAAUGAGAGCCACCGACCCUGAGCCAGGAAGGACUCCCAGCACAAGAAGAGCGUGUGGGGCUCAGCCCUACAGAAGGGGCCCUGCUGGAAGCAAAGCCCCUUCCCAACCCCACAGCUGGCAGAGCAGGUUGCAGAGCACUGACCCCAUUCCCUCCCCCCCCCACUUCACCCCAUCCCACAAAAUCUCAGUGCCAUCACUAUUAAAAGGG